GCGCGCCCCCGGAACCAUUUAUAAGACGUUUCCUUUGUUCCUAGCGGAAGGGUUUCGGCGACGCACGACACACGGCGAUUCCGGACAAGUCGGCUCAUGUAAACACGCAUCAACGUGUAUCUCAAGUUUACAACGCUCACGACGAGUGCAGAAUGGCCGAGAGCACGGAGACCCUGCAGAAGUACGAGGAGCUGUUCGCCCACAGGUUCUCAUCGGAGGACCAGGAGUACCAGCAGUACCUGAACCGGCCCGCCGACCCGCCGCCCAUAGUGGAGGACUGGAGGGGAAACCAGAGGGGCAGGGACAACAGGUACCAGGACCGUCAGGGGCACAGAGGUCGUGGUUGGGGAGGAGGCCGAGGUUGGGGAGGUGACCGGGGCUGGAGAGGAGACCAUCGUGAGCAGCAACGCUGGCAUGACCGAGACAGAGACCGGGACAGGGACAGAGAUGGGAACAGAGACCGGGACAGGGACAGAGACUGGAACAGGGACAGGGACAGAGACGGGAACAGAGACCGGCACAGUGGGCACGGGAGUGGGUAUCAUCCAAGCUCCAACCAGGGGUACAACUCCCAUCCCCAGAGACCACAUUAUGAACGUUACUGACCUCUAAUCUCUCAGAUGUUAUCAGUAUUUAUGGUAUUCAGUCAUAUAACUCGUAUUGUAGUAUCAUACAUGGCAAUGUGCAACUGUUAAUUUGUUGGGUUGGCUCUAAUUACUACAGUCUCAUAAGGAAGGACAGAGCAAAAUAUCAAUAUUAAUAGUUUACUUUGGUCAUAGUAAUUUUUAAUAUUGUGAUACAGUUUUAUUGACAAUAGUUUAAAAGGGGUAGAAAAAACAACAACAAACUAGUAAUAUUUUUCCCAGGUUGAUUUCUGAAAGACACAGAUUUCUUUCGUACACAAACACUUUGCCCCAUAUUAUUUCAUUACUUCAUACAAUAUUGCUCACCUAUGAAAUAAUGAAAAAUUAUUAUUUGCAUUUUUCAGAAUUGUUUUUUUUUCCAUGAUUGGAAAAUUGUACUGAAAAUAACAUUGAUUUCUCUUUAAUAUUUCAGAUAUGUGGGCUAUUUGUAAUGAUGUUUGUUUAUCGCGUUAUAACUGCGAAGUAUUACGGAGGCAUGUCAUGAAAGCUUUGCCGCUACUUUUUGACAUGGUUUAAUAUGAUAUUGUUAUGAAUUGGGCAGUAAAGUAUUGUUGCAAAUGGUGACCAGAGAAAAUCUACUUGUAAUGAAGCUUUAUUUUUUCUGCCUCACAUUAUGUCAUAAGGAUAUAAUUAAACUGUUGUCAAUAAACAUGUAUUUUCUUAA
Molecule: messenger RNA, 1308 nt
Organism: Scophthalmus maximus (turbot)
Lineage: Eukaryota; Metazoa; Chordata; Actinopteri; Pleuronectiformes; Scophthalmidae
Product: RNA guanine-N7 methyltransferase activating subunit
Exons: 3
Coding region: 153-605 (150 amino acids)
Biological process (GO): RNA 5'-cap (guanine-N7)-methylation
Molecular function (GO): RNA binding
Source: RefSeq, a predicted model, not a curated record